GUAUUCGUCCUAAAAACGAGAACAGCAAAGAACUGGUGGUCACGUCACAUAUAGCCGCACCCAGCGACGUCUUCUGUUCGGUGCCAGGUCGCCUGUCUCUCUUGAGCUCAACUUCCAAGUACAAGGUGACGGUGGCUGAGGUCCAGAGACGCCUGUCUCCGCCGGAGUGUCUCAACGCAUCUUUGCUGGGCGGCGUCUUGAGGAGAGCCAAGUCCAAGAACGGCGGCCGGUCACUGAGGGACAAACUGGAGAAGAUUGGCCUCAGUCUGCCAGCUGGGCGCAGGAAAGCUGCCAACGUCACAUUGCUGACCUCACUGGUGGAAGGAGAGACCAUCCGUCUGGCCCGUGAUUACUCCUAUCUUUGUGAGACUGAGUUCCCGUCCAGGCAGAUCGCAGAGUACAACAGUCGGCACGUCGACCCCAGCGACUGUCACAACAGAAAGAGCAUGCUGAUGGCAGCCAA
Molecule: messenger RNA, 463 nt
Organism: Candidula unifasciata
Lineage: Eukaryota; Metazoa; Mollusca; Gastropoda; Stylommatophora; Geomitridae
Source: the annotation of a GenBank genome assembly